AUGGACCCGAAUCUGGCUCGUGUCGUAGAUAAAGGGCGAAUUGCGGAGAGCACGAAGGAGGGGAGGAAGAAGCGUCGCCGGCAACGAGGUCUGCGUGGCCCGAAAGGGAUUAGCUUCGAACUGGCGGCUGCGGUGGCUUUCACCAUGGCGGCGACGGUGCCGCCGGCAAACGACGACCCGGGCAAGCUCAACUCGCCUGCGGACCAGAUUGACAGCGACAUCGAUGCGGAGGGUGAAGAGGAAACGGAUUUGUACCACAUGGAUCAGCAACUUCAGGAUGCGGUACACCGUGCAUAUAGCGGAGAAGAAGCUGAGGACAACGGUGACAGUGCGGACAGUGAAGCAAUGCGCGAUGACGCCAAUAGCGAUCAGCUCAGCGGCGAUAAUGAUGAGACCGAGCCAGUCGGUGCUGUGAAGGUCCCGGAGGACGAGGCGUCUUCUGAAGACGAGGAUGCGGAUGCGGAUGCGGAUGCGGAUGCUGACUCUGCGUUCGAGGACGAAAACGAUCGGGAUGCAUCCAAUGCAGAAUCAAGCGAAGGUGAAUCCGAGGUUGAAGAAGACUGGGAAGCAGAAAGCAAUGGAGGCGAGGAUGCGGACGCAGAUAUUCGCAGCCGCGCAAAUUGCAUAUUCUGCACCCAAGAUGAAGAACACGAUCCGAGCGAGGAUUUUGAAGAAUGGCUGACUUGUGUGGUUUGUGGCGAUCACUCUCAUCGACAAUGCGCUCGUGAACAGGAAGCUUUCAAUGACACUGACGAUCCGUGGAAAUGUCCCACCUGCGUUCAAAACAAGCUAGAACCCGACCCUGUGGAAAGUCCGGCAUCGCAGCAAAAAUCCGGGGCGUCUCAUCUUCCCAAGGAGCUCUUACCUGCACACGUGGGGAAACAAGGGUCGGGAUUUCAUUCCAUUUUUGACACCACUAUUGAGGAUGUUAAUAGCUCCCGGUCGCUUCGAAAGCGGAAAGCUUCUUCGGUCGAAGCAGAGGAACAUGUACCUGUUCUUCGCAAACGAAGACGUCAGACAGAUGCUUCUGGUGCGAAUGAUACUCCAGUUGAUGUAAUAGAUGGGAUGAUCGGUGGUCACACCCCAGCACGGCCCAUGCGCCCUCGGCGAAGCCGGGCCUUGGAUCACGAGCCCAUUCGGAUAGUCUCCAGACAUGUCGGCAAACUCGUGGUAGGCUUCCGCCUGGAUCAGAGCAAAGUGAGCAGAAUUCUCAGCAUCCCGAGUCGAUCGCAGCGCGACAGGAAAAAGAAGAAGAAAGCGCCAAAGCCUUCCCCUCUGCCACAAACACCUCAAGCCCACUUUGCGCCCAUCCCUCCAGCACCCUACACUUCUUUCCAACCUUUCCAUGACCGAGACAUCGAUGACUCGAAGUCCAAACCUUAUGGUGGCAUUUUAUCCGAGGCUGAUGCGGAUACAUCCAAAACACUCCCAUCACAAGUCGAUCGCGAAAAGUUCGAGCAAGCUCGCCAGAAAGCCGAAGAAGAAUGGCAACAGAAGGUCCGAGACGCGGAACUCAAUGGCGAGUCAACUACAAACGUAUCGCAAAAAGUGUCAGGUCCGCCCUCAAAGAUUAAGUACAUCAACUUCGGUGGCUACGAGAUCGAGACCUGGUAUGCUGCUCCUUACCCAGAGGAGUACAGCCGCAACCGUGUGCUUUAUAUCUGCGAGUUCUGUCUCAAGUACAUGAAUUCAGAUUAUGUCGCCUACAGGCAUAAGCUCAAAUGCCCCGCGAAGCAUCCCCCCGGUGACGAAAUUUAUCGUGAUGGUUCAAUUUCGAUCUUUGAGGUUGAUGGGCGAAAAAACCCUGUUUAUUGUCAAAACUUGUGUCUCCUUGCUAAACUUUUCCUGGGCUCCAAGACGCUUUACUACGAUGUUGAGCCAUUCCUGUUCUAUGUCAUGAGCGAGUACGAUGAUUUGGGAUGUCAUUUCGUUGGUUACUUCAGCAAAGAAAAACGACCCAGUUCAGCCAACAACGUCUCCUGCAUUCUCACUCUCCCCAUUCAUCAACGCAAAGGUUACGGUAACCUUCUCAUCGACUUUUCAUACCUCCUUACCCGUAUCGAAGGCAAGAACGGCUCACCUGAAAAACCACUCUCCGACAUGGGCUUGGUUUCAUACCGCAACUACUGGCGACUGAUUCUGUCGUAUCAACUCCGUGAUUUGAAGACACCGGUCAGCAUAGCAGAUCUAUCUGACCGGACGGGGAUGACAGCUGAUGACAUUGUCUCUGCAUUGGAAGGGCUACGCGCCCUGGUGCGAGAUCCUCUUACCAAAACCUAUGCAUUCCGUCUUGACAGGAAUUAUUUCGAAGAAGUGAUAAGCAAGUGGGAGAACAAGGGGUAUGUGACACUUAACCCUGAUGCGCUGCUCUGGACCCCAUACAUCAUGGGUCGGAACAAUCAGUCGCACUUUGACCGUGCUCCUCUCCAUGCUGUUGCACCUCGGGACGGCCUUGUCGAAGAUGAAGAAGAAGAGGAAGAGGAAAGGCGAAAUGGUAUGAACGACAAUGGUCCAGAUGAAACAGCUGGACCUCCUUCGACCAUGGCUCUCACCAAUGGUGUUCACGCAGCCGAAAGCACCGAAAGAUUGGAACCUCUAAUCCCCAACCCGGCAGCUGGUAUCCCUCCCUCUAGGUUUGAAUUGUGGCCCCCUGUGCAUGUUCCUGCUCCGAGCAAGAAAAAAAUUGGCCGCCCUCUCAAAGCAAACGGCUCCCGGCCCUCCAUGACACCCACGACCGUUCGGACAAGUGGCCGCAACACACCUCGCAGAGCCUCUGGGCUUUCUCAUUUCACACCAUCUGGUAGUGUGCGUCGCGGCCGCAGCGCCAAGCUUGGCGAUUCGCCAACCAAAACCAAUGGUAUCGAUGAUGACGACGAGCAGGGCGAUGUGGACGAAGAGGCUGUUCUCGACCCAAGCCCUGAGGACCUGGGCACCAUGGCAAAUGGCAUAUCCGAUAGUGAUAAACUCUCAAAGAUCAACGGUGAUGACGAGGUACAAGACACCGUGGAGACGAAUGGUGUUGAGCCCAAAAAAUCCUCAUCCGAGGAAGUCCUCGAGGCCCCCCCAGACACCUUCAAAAAGGUCCAAAUCUGGUUCACACUCUCCAGGAACAGCACUCUGGUGGAGAAGAUCCAAGUGGUGAUCCCCGCCGAGCCUGGGUCCGCCACGCGAGAAAAGAAAGCCAAAAUGGUGGCGGCGGCAGCAGCAGCGGGGACGAACGAGAUCGAUCCUGACGCCGACGCCGAGGGCGAGGAAGAUGCCGACUACGAGGUGGACGGCGACGUGGUAAUGGAGACAUAA
This is a messenger RNA of Penicillium maclennaniae, 3300 nucleotides long. RefSeq lists its product as uncharacterized. The transcript has 6 exons. Gene Ontology annotation, biological process: regulation of DNA-templated transcription. The record is from RefSeq and is a predicted model, not a curated record. Bases 1 to 3300 code for a protein of 1099 amino acids. Gene Ontology annotation, molecular function: histone acetyltransferase activity. Lineage: Eukaryota; Fungi; Ascomycota; Eurotiomycetes; Eurotiales; Aspergillaceae.